Rubroshorea leprosula is the source of this 1018-nucleotide messenger RNA. NCBI's taxonomy places the organism in Eukaryota, Viridiplantae, Streptophyta, Magnoliopsida, Malvales, Dipterocarpaceae. The record is from the annotation of a GenBank genome assembly.
AUUCCGCGACAGCUCUCUUUGGCUUUUAGAAUAUGACCUGUCCUUGAAAUUUUCGUAGCCCUCUUUUGCUAAUAUGCGCUUAUUUGCAGGGAAGGUGGGCUCUUCGCCGAGCCAUCUACCGUGGGAGGCCAGGCUCAGGAUUGCUAAAGGAGUGGCCCGUGGGCUGGCGUUUCUCCACGAGAAGAAACACGUGCAUGCAAAUUUAAAGCCCAGCAACAUCUUGUUAGGCGCCGAUAUGGAGCCCAGGAUCGGAGAUUUCGGGCUUGAGAAGUUUUUUAACGGCGAGAGCAGCUAUAAAUCGGGAGUAUCGGCUCGGAAUUUCGGGAGUAAGCGGUCAACGGCAUCCCGAGAUAGCUUCCAGGACCUCUCUUUUGGGCCUAGCCCAAGCCCAAGUCCGAGUUCAAUAAGCGGCAUCUCGCCGUAUCAUGCGCCGGAAUCUCUCCGGAGUCUGAAGCCCAACCCAAAGUGGGAUGUGUACUCUUUUGGGGUCAUAUUUCUAGAACUCCUAACCGGGAAGGUCAUAGUUGUUGACGAGGUGGGCCAGGGAAAUGGGCUCGUAGUUGAGGACAAAAACAAGGCUUUGAGGAUGGCUGACGUGGCGAUCCGUGCUGACAUGGAGGGCAGAGAGGAUGCCUUGCUGGCAUGCUUCAAGCUAGGGUACAGUUGUGCAUCACCAGUCCCACAAAAGAGACCCACGAUGAAAGAAGUCUUGCAAGUGCUGGAGAAAAUCCCAUCUUCUUCUUCAAUUUCAUCAUACCUCUAUGGACUCUGAUGUACGUACGGACGUCUGACAUGUGGUUUUAUUUAGUUUUUCAAAUAUUUCAGUGGGAACUGUCCGACAUCAUGUGCUAUGGUCCCCGCGGUUAACACUAAUCUUGCUUGCUAAUUUUAGAGCUAGUUUAUCCAUUUUUUAGUUAUUAUGGACCUACAUUUCUAGGGGCAUUUGGUUUUUAAUUUGAGAGUUAUUUUGUCUUUACUACAUGUCAUGUUAACUGACUAAUAAAUUAUACACUGUUGG